GUAUGCCCGUCAGUGAAAACUUGUAAUGUGCUGAUAUCUUCUUUAGUGAAACUCAGUAAGAUUGAUAAUGCACGCCAAGUGUUUGAUGAAAUGCGAAAAUUUGUGAGCCCGGAUGUAUACUCGUACACGCCGAUCAUUGAUGGGUUGUGUAAGUGUAGGAGGGUUGAGGAGGCGUUGGGGUUGUUUGAGGAGAUGGAGAGGGAAGGAGUGAAGCCUGGUGUGAUCACGUACAAUGCAAUAAUGGAUGGGUUUUGUAAGGAGAUGGAGAGGGAAGGAGUGAAGCCUGGUGUGAUCACGUACAAUGCAAUAAUGGAUGGGUUUUGUAAGAAGGGGAUGGUUGAUAAGGCAUUCGAGUUGAAGGUGAAGAUGGGUAGAGAUGGUUUGAAGGGUAGCAUUGUUACUUACGGGAUUUUGAUUAACGGGUUGGUUAAAUUGGAUAGAUUUGGGGAUGUGGGUGUUGUUUUGGAGGAGAUGAAGGGAAAGGGGAUUGUGGCGAAUGAGUUUGUGUAUAAUAGUUUGAUUGAUGGGCAUUGUAGAAUGGGACGGUUCGAGGAGGCUUUGAGGUUGAGGGAUGAGAUGUUGUCGAAAGGGUUGAGGCCAAAUUCAGUUACGUGUAAUGUUAUUGCUAGAGGCUAUUGUAAAGCUGGCGAGAUGAGCCAGGCAGAGAUUUUGUUGCAAGAGAUGUUGACAGAGAGGAUUGAGGUGAAUGCAGGUUUGUUUAGUUUGGUUAUUGUUUGGCUUGUGAAGGAGGAGAAGAGGUUAGAUUCGGCCGUGAGGCUUUUUAAGGAGAUGUUGUUUAGAAAUUUACGACCGCAAGAUUCCAUACUGACAAUGAUGGUUGAAGAAUUGUGCAAGAAUGGUAAGCAUCAGGACGCGAUUGAUGUUUGGGAUAGAAUGUUGGAGAAAGGCUUUGGUGUGAGCACUAUCACUUCGAACACACUGAUUCAUGGUCUUUGUGAGUCCGGAAAUAUGAAAAAGGCUGUUGGUCUUCUCAAAAUGAUGCUUGAGAAGGGAGUGACUCUGGACAAGAUAACGUAUAAUACUUUGAUAUUGGGAUCAUGCAAAGAAAAGCAAAUUGAAAGAGGGCUUCUGCUUCGGGAGGAGAUGGUUAAAAAAGGUAUAAAGCCUGAUAUAUGCACAUACAAUACCCUGAUGCGGGGCUUAUGCGAUUUGGGCAGAAUGGAAGAGGCUGCUGCACUUUGGAAUGAGUUGAAGAAAGAGGAUUUGAAACCAGACCUUUACACUUUUAGUACGAUAAUAGAUGGUUAUUGCAAGGCUAAAGAAGUUGGUAAGGCAAAAAUCUAUUUUGAUGAGUUAGGGAACUCGGGCUUAGAGCCCAAUGUUGUUAUCUAUAAUUCACUUCUCCAAGGGCACUGCAGAGGUUGUAAUAUUAUAGAGGCUUUUAACAUUGUUGCUGAAAUGAAAACCAGAGGCGUUUCUCCAACAGCAGUAACCUAUUCUGCCCUUAUGCAUGGGCUAUGCAGUGUUGGUCAAGUAGAAGAAGCUAAAAUUGUCCUUAAUGAAAUGAGAGAAAGUCGUUUGCAAAUGAAUGUAAUAUGCUAUACCAUCCUGAUUGAUGGCUAUUGUAAGAUAGGCAAGAUGAACGAAGCACGCAAUAUCUUUGAGGAAAUGUGUGCAGGUGGUUUAAGACCAAAUAAGAUUACUUACACUGCCUUGAUGCAAGGUUACUGUAAAAUCGGGAAUCAGAGUGAAGCAACUAAGCUUUUAGAUGAGAUGGUGGCUAAUGGUGUUGAUCCUGACCGGAUCACUUAUAACACAUUGAUGUCUGGAUUUUCCAGUGAAGGUAGGAUGGACGAGGCCUUUAAGAUAUCUGAUCAGAUGUCUGAAAGAGGGUUGGUGUUGGAUGAGGUUUCAUAUACUACUUUAGUUGAUGGGAUGUCUUCUGUUAGGCAUAGAAAGGAAGCUGCUUCUACAUUACGGGGCACCAUGAAUGAUGAUGGUGGGACUUAGCAUAUUGAGCUGUUUUCAUGAUUUCUACUGAACACAAACUAUUCUUGAACAACUACGUCAUGAAUAAGCUUGUAAAUGUUCUGCAUGAUUUAACACGCUGGAGCAUUUUUUGGCCUUGCCAUCGCCCCAAGAGUGUGACUUGAGCUUAGUUACUCAUGCCCCUUAAAACUAGUGGGGAGCCUUCGGCUCAUGUGCUGUUGAAAUGCUAUUUUGAUGGUAAAGAUGAUUGCUAUUCAUAAUUUCUGGACACGUGUGCUUGCAGUUUAAUAAUUCCUGUGAAAGAGUGCUUGUUUCAUGGUAUGGCGGCUUUUUCAAGAUUCAAGGUAUUUCCCUCAACCCUGGGUACAAACUGAUAGUGGUGCAAUAAAGGUAAUUCCUGCACAAGCUUCAACUUCAUUUGUUGAUAUACACGGGAUUAACAACAUGACAACCUUGAUUCCUCAACUGGAUGAGGAUCGGAGACACCCAAACGGACGACGACGAGCAGGGUACCGAUUUCGAAAACAAUUUCUUUCAAACUUCUCACAUAGCUCGAGCUACUUCUGUAAUUCUUGAUAUUUACCGAUUAAACGUGGGUUGACAGUUAGUUGAUCAUUAAAGAUGUGACGGAGACACGGAGUCCGUGUCACGUUAAAGUUGUAUGAAGAUCAUUGCCUUCACGGAACUAUCAGUGACCAGCAAAGCAAUCAACGUUGUGAUCAUUUAGAAGGCAUCUUUGCUUAGUUGUCCUUGUUAAUAACUCCUGUUA
Asparagus officinalis (garden asparagus) is the source of this 2719-nucleotide messenger RNA. Its product is annotated as pentatricopeptide repeat-containing protein At4g19440, chloroplastic-like. The record is from RefSeq and is a predicted model, not a curated record. Gene Ontology annotation, molecular function: protein binding. The transcript has 4 exons. Bases 91 to 1971 code for a protein of 626 amino acids. NCBI's taxonomy places the organism in Eukaryota, Viridiplantae, Streptophyta, Magnoliopsida, Asparagales, Asparagaceae.